CGCCCAGCGCGGCGUUACAGUCAGAGCCCUGGCUCGUGGCCCUGACAGCUGCCCAGCUUCAGGCGCCAUGGAGGAUGCCGCGGCCGCAGCCCGGCUGGGCACGAUCCUGCGACACCUCUGCCCCCGGACGGGCGCUGCCGCCCUCACAACAUUUCCUACUUCAGCACAAAUUGCUUCUUUUAAACACCAAUUGGAGUUUCAUUACACCCUGGACAAUAACCUUUUAACUCCAGAGCAGAGACAGUUUUAUGAUGAAAAUGGUUACCUGCUCGUUAAAAACCUAGUUUCUGGUGAAGACAUUGAGCGUUUCAGAAAUGAAUUUGCAAAGAUCUGUAAAAAGGAGGUACAAGUGCCUGGCUUAAUCAUAAUGAGGGAUGUGGCCAUUGCUAAAUCAGAGUUUGUACCAGAUCAAAAAGCAGUUACUAAAAUACAGGAUUUUCAGGAAGAUGAAGAGCUCUUCAGAUAUUGUACUAUGCCUCAGAUCCUAAAAUACGUUGAGUGCUUCACAGGGCCAAACAUCAUGGCCAUGCACACGAUGUUGAUAAAUAAACCUCCAGAUUCUGGCAAGAAGAGCUCUCGUCAUCCCAUGCAUCAGGAUUUGCACUACUUUCCAUUCCGGCCUGCAGAUCUCAUUGUGUGUGCCUGGACUGCCAUGGAGCCGAUAGAUCGCAGCAAUGGCUGCCUGGUUGUUUUGCCAGGAACACACAAGGGUUCCCUGAAGCCACAUGAUUACCCUGAUUGGGAGGGUGGCGUUAACAAGAUGUACCAUGGGGUGCGUGAUUACAACAAAAACCUUCCCAGGGUUCACCUUGUUAUGGAGAAGGGAGACACAGUAUUCUUCCAUCCCUUGUUGAUUCAUGGCUCUGGAAUGAACAGAACUCAAGGCUUCCGGAAGGCGAUAUCUUGUCACUAUGCUAGUGCAGAUUGCCACUAUAUUGAAGUCAAGGGCACAAGUCAAGAAAACAUUGAGAAAGAAGUUGUAGAAAUUGCACAAAGAAAACAUGGUGUGAGCACGUCUAUCACUCUGAAGGAUACUUGGAUGAUACGAGGGCGGCUUGUAAAAGGAGAAAGAACUAAUCUUUAGAAUAGCUUUUGGAAGGCAGAGUUAGAAAAAUGUGUGCCUGAGUAUUGUGUUCCCUGAUCAGAAACCAGGGUCCUCACAAAUUUGCAUUUGCUUUUUUUGUUUGAAUUUAUUCAAAUAUUGCACCAAAUGUUCAUUUACAACAAAAUAUUGUAAUAUGAAUGCACUGAAGUCUAACAAAAUUUAGCUAAUAUACUUAGCAUAUUUUAACCUAUUAACUACAGAAAAUACUUCUAUUUUUGUAAUUUUAAAAAUCAUUUGUUUUAAAAUCCACUGUUUAUUAAAUGGAUGAGAACUCCAAUCAAAUCAGCUCUUUACAUACUCAUCACUCUGUUACUUAAGAACCAAUUUGGAUUCAGAUGUCUCUAUCCUGAUGUAAUUUUGGGCUGCUGUUAAUGUAACUCUUAUGCUAACUCAUGGCUCUAGUGAGUCUAACCCUGAGUGGAAAAGACCAAUUGCAUCAUCUAGCCCUUUCCCCUUGUUGGAGCAUGACUGUGCAUUUUCUAGUCCUUUGUCUAGUUUAUUAAAUGUCUGAAGCAACUGUGCUUUUACCAAUUCCUUUGGGAGGCUAUUGUGGAGUCUAAUAGAUCUCACGGCCAAGAAGUCUUUCCUAAUAUUUAGCCUACAUUUCCCUUCUUCAAUUUUCUACCAUUACUCCCUAUCAUUCUAAAUAAUUCUUCUCUCCUUGUUACUUAUGCAUCAAAUAAUAAGACUUUGUGUGCAUGGAAUUCACAGUAAUGAUCAGCAUGUAUUGUAGUGAAAUGAACACGAUUUGGAGGAAAAUGGCCCUUUCCCUAAAAGACACAUGUAAUAUUCUGAUCAGAAGCAAAGUAAUUUUAACUGUGGUAUGGUCUUCGCUGGGACAGUGGUUAUCUCUGUGGACAGUGAAUUCAUUUGAAACUGAUUGUGUGGGGUUGAGUAACUUUUUUAUCUUUAACCUUACUUGCAUCCUUUCCCAUUUUUAAACAACUGAGAAGGGGUUUCCUCUUUCGAAUCUGGCAUCUGUAGGGGUAUGCUGGGUAGUUGACUCCAGUGCAGGAAAGUUAUACAGAAUGAAAGAAAAUAAACAUUAAAUAAAAAUUGGAAGAAUGGGGAUGCUCAUAAUUAUCACAGGGCAUAAUAUCUGUGGUGUAUUGAAAUACAAUUAUUUUUAAAUCAUUGUUUUGUUUCAAAAAUAAAAAUGUUUUUGAAAUACAGAUUAAACUAGAGCAAAAACCAAG
Messenger RNA from Malaclemys terrapin pileata, 2301 nucleotides. It is a transcript of the gene PHYH, whose product is annotated as phytanoyl-CoA 2-hydroxylase. The record is from RefSeq and is a predicted model, not a curated record. The coding region runs from base 68 to 1084 and encodes 338 amino acids. The transcript is spliced from 9 exons. Gene Ontology annotation, biological process: fatty acid alpha-oxidation. Gene Ontology annotation, molecular function: phytanoyl-CoA dioxygenase activity. NCBI's taxonomy places the organism in Eukaryota, Metazoa, Chordata, Testudines, Emydidae.